Messenger RNA from Photinus pyralis (common eastern firefly), 3071 nucleotides. RefSeq lists its product as uncharacterized. The record is from RefSeq and is a predicted model, not a curated record. The transcript is spliced from 2 exons. The coding region runs from base 637 to 3030 and encodes 797 amino acids. Lineage: Eukaryota; Metazoa; Arthropoda; Insecta; Coleoptera; Lampyridae.
AAGUAUAUCCCAAUAACAAUAACAAUCUUUUUCUUGAUUUUGAAAGUGUUUUUAAGAAGGUUUUAAACUUAAGGCGAAAACAUUUGUCUUUGAGGGACAAACCAUGGGUUGAUGUGUUUAAUGCAACUGCAAAUGAGGACUAUAAAACGUAUACCGCUUGUUUAUUGUUGUCAUCCUUGAUUCCCUGCACCAAAAAAAUUGUAUCAGGCAAAGAACAAUGGAAACCAAAUAGUGAUGAUGCUAUUAACGGAAUCAUCGUUAAAGUGGAGAGUAUUGCUGAUAUUAAUGGAGUAAUUGCAAGCAAACAACAGGCGAAUCAAAAAAAUAAUUUGCCGGUUCUUCCCUACAUCGUAGUAGAAAUCCACGAAACAACCGUGAAGCAAGUGGUGGUGGUAGUUAACGACAAUCUGUACAUUGUACCGUCCGUACAAAAAGGUUUAGAUGCAUGUUUUAAAUUUUUUAUAGUAUUGAAUUUUAAAUACCCCCCUGAAUCGGAGCACUUGUGGUACUUUAUACAACGUGCGAUUUAUAAAAUAGAAACAAAAUACGAUCACAAGAUACCUUCUAUUAUAAGCAUUGUUAAUCAGUUAAAUGCCGCAAAGUCCUAACUGCUUAUUUACAAAAAAUUAAUAAAUUAUGGAGAACUUAGACUGUUUGAUAUGCAAAAAAUCAAUUAAUUUCCACGAAUAUACAAACCAUUUAAAGUUUUACCAUAAGUAUCAUGAAAAUUUUAAAUGUGCUAUAUGUUUUCAUUUUUACACUAAUAUCUAUGCUCUCGAAAAGCAUUUAAAAAGGGUUCAUCCAAAUUUACCCGUUAGAACAGAAACAGGACCUCCUGUACCUCUUCAAGACAAUGUAAUCACUCCACCAAAUAAUGUUCUUAAUCAGCACGUUGAAGUAGAAUUACUUAUACCCUCAUUGCCGUCUUUAGACCAACAACAUAAGCUUGUUCAUACAUUUAUAUUAAGUUUAUACAAUAGCAAUAUUACUCGAAAAUUAAUUCAAGAAAUAAUUGAGUACUGUUCCGGUAUGUUUUCCGAUUUUAUUGAUGAAAUAGUAAAUAUCUUAAAAAAUAUUUUGGCCCCUCUUAACAUCACUUGCGAGCUAAAUCAAAUUGUUAGUUUACUGCAGAACAAGAAUCCAUUUCAAAAUUUGACCACCGAAUAUAAAAGGUUGCAGUUUUUUGAACAAAUGCAAUAUCUUGUAAAAUCGAAAAGUUUUUUAAUUGGAUUUCGGCUGGAUAGAUCACGAAACAUUUCAUUUGAGUACAAGAAGUGCGAAGGAGAAAUAGUACCUCUUCGACACGUUUUGAAGUUAUUUUUACAAUUACCGAAUGUGUUUGAAAACAUUAAUAAAUUUAUAAAAACGGAAGAAUCGAUGGCAAACGAAAAUUAUUACAGUUCAGUUUUUAAUGGAAGUUUGUGGGCAAAAUUAAAGGAAACAAAUAGACAGAAACUUGUGUUCCCUAUUCUACUAUUUUUUGAUGACUAUGAAUCUUGCAACCCAUUAGGCACUCAUGCCGGUGUAUAUAAAGUGGGUGCAGUAUACGUAUCCAUUGCAGGAAUUCCUCCUAAGUUUUCAUCACUUUUGGAAAAUAUAUUUUUAUUUGGACUAUUUCAUUCUAAUGAGAGAACGAUAUAUGGAAAUCAAGUAAUAUUCAAACAUUUUAUUCAAGAAUUGUCUUUUUUAGAGAAUGAAGGAAUUAAUAUCGCCAUAAAUAAUCAGCAUUUCCAAAUUUAUUUUUCGCUUAUCUUGAUUUUAGGAGAUAACUUGGGUAUUAAUUCAAUAACAGGUUUCUCUGAAAGCUUUUCUUCUUCAUAUUUCUGUCGAAACUGUUGUAUGUCAAAGGAAGAAGCUAAAGAUGCUCUUAUCGAGGUACAUGAGCAACGAAGGAACUUAGAAAAUUAUAGAGAACAUUCCCAAAAUAAAUCUUACGGAGUUAAAGAAGCUUGUUGUUGGAAUGUAUUACCUAGUUAUCAUUGCACGAUCAACGUCAGUUUUGACAUAAUGCAUGACAUAUUUGAAGGCGUUUGCAGAUAUGAAAUAGGCUUUUUACUAUUUUACUUCAUAAAAACAAAAUCAUUUUUUACAUUAGAGCAAUUAAAUGACAGAAUCAAAUACUUUGAAUACGAAGAUAAAAUAGAUUGUGGAAAUCGCUUUCCGUUAAUAAAAAAAAAUCAUAUUGAAAACAAAAAUUUAAUCUUAAGUGCAAGUGAAAUGUUUGCGUUCUUAACAUAUUUUCCGUGUAUGAUAGGCGAUUUAAUUGAUGUAGAAGACGAAGGAUGGCAUUUAUUUAAACUUUUAUACGAUAUUGUUUACAUUAUCACAAAGAGGGUCACAAAUGACAAUGAAACUAAUUAUUUAAAAUAUAUAAUAAAAGAACAUCACGAAGUAUAUUUAAAUUUGACACAGCAAAAGUUAAAACCAAAACACCAUUUUUUGACUCAUUAUCCUAGCUGCAUAAAAGCUGUAGGUCCUUUACGAUUUCUUUCAUCAAUCCGAUAUGAAGCAUUUCACAAAAUUGGCAAAGAUAACGCGCAUAUAGUCACGUCAAGACGAAAUUUAAUGAAAACGCUUAGUCUCAGACAUCAAUUAAAAUUAUGUUACAGACUUAUGCUCAACAAAGGAUUCGAAGACAAAUUAGUUUUAGGUCCAGAAAAUAAAGAAAAUGUUAACUAUAUAACCAUCCAAAAAUGUUUUAAUGGUCAAACAAUAUCUGCAAGUCCGGUAUAUGUUGAUUUUAACGGUAGACGCUAUAAGAUAAAUAGUUCUCUUCAACUCUCUUCAUCUGAUAUAUUUCCAACAUUUGUGCUAAUUAGGCAUAUUAUAUGCGACACUAACAAAAAUAUUAAAUUUGUGUGUUCGCCUUUAGAUUUGUACGGGUUUUCGCAACAUUUUCAAGCUUAUUCAAUAAAGCUAAGUUCUUCCAUAAAUGAAUUAGUAAUUUUAAAUUUAAGUGAAAUAACAGAUGAAGUAACGCUCGCUUUGCAUCGAAAUGGAAGUGAGACGUUCAUUGCUAAAAAAAAUUAAAAAUAAUGCUACACUUUUUGUUGCACUCAUUGUUUGUUGCG